Molecule: messenger RNA, 1682 nt
Organism: Saccoglossus kowalevskii
Lineage: Eukaryota; Metazoa; Hemichordata; Enteropneusta; Harrimaniidae
Product: tumor necrosis factor, alpha-induced protein 8-like protein 2 B
Biological process (GO): regulation of apoptotic process
Cellular component (GO): cytoplasm
Source: RefSeq, a predicted model, not a curated record
GUUCAUUUAACUUCAUGUAAACAUAUUGUGUUUCUUGUAUUUGAUGUCGUUAAUAUGAUCUAUAUGCUUCUAUUUUCAGUCUCAAGUCAUUAUUGCCGACACACAGAAUUAUCAAUCGGUGGUUGGGUUCAACCAGAACAGCUGAUCAAUGGCCACCAGAAAGGGAAAGCUCGGGGCUGAAGCCGGUGCUGGGUUUGACUCAAAAGGUAUCGGACUACGUGCACAGAAAAAAAUUCUUGGGAAAAUGUCCACAAAGAGAAUGGCGAAGGUUUUCAUAGAUGAUUCCACGGGUGAACUCUUGGAUUACUUGUACAAACUGACUAAAGAGUAUACUGGAAGUAAGAAAGAAUCCGAAAAACUUAUGAAAGACAUAAUUAAGAUUGUUGUCAAGAUAGGGAUUCUAUAUCGCAAUGACCAGUUCAACAAAGAUGAACUUAUUCUCGCUGAACGAUUCCGAAAAAAAUUCCGCUCCACAGUGAUGUCAGUCAUCAGCUUCUAUGAGGUGGACUAUAGCUUUGAUCGGAACUAUCUUGUGCGAUCACUUAAAGAGAGCCGCGACAUGUUAAAUUCGCUGAUUGAUCGUCAUUUAACAGAUAAAUCUCACGGACGUGUGGAACACGUUUUCAAGUUCUUCGCCGAUGAGGAGUUUCUUGAUACUUUGUUUGAAUCUGACAGUCAACUACGCCAGCAUUUGGUUCGGAUUAUCGCAGUGCUAAAUAGAAUGAUUGAUGAGGGGAGUAUUUAAUUAUUUAUGAAAACUAUAUCUCAGAUUAAUUAAUUAAUUAAUAUAUUAUGCAGACUGUAUACCUGUUUUAUAAACAUAUCCCAUGUACAGUCAUUUAUUCAGAAUUAACUGUAUUUUAGAUAGGACAUUUUUACUAAACCAGAGCUUUACUAGUCAUUUUUUUUUUCAUAUUUUUUAACUUUUUUUUGUCAAGGCAAUGUGUAAUAUUUUUCAGUCUGUGGAACUACUUUUACAAGUUUGUCGUUUAUUGAAUUGUUUUGAUUUAAAUCAGGUCAGUGUUUGAUUAACCGUGCAUGUAACAAUUUACGUCUGAUUUGACACUACAAGUCUGUUGAGAUGUUUUGUUUAGGAAUGGACCAUUAUUUCUCGUAAGGGGUAGGAUUUUUAUAAAGACGUUUUGUCUCGUUUUCAGCAGCACUUUUCUUUCCCAGUGUUGUGCCCAGAGAGCAUGUGCAGGUGGUUUGAUCCCAGUGUGGAUCGUUAUCCUGUGUUUACGUUUUAUUAGCACUAUGUCUAGCUGCCAUCACUGGUUUAAAAUUCUGAUUUCCACAGAAGGAUGAGAAGUACCGGUAGUUUGUCAAAUUAUAGCCAUAUAAAGCAGUGUGUCACUUCCUUGGUUUACAUAUUGUCAUUGAGAAAAUUCUCCAUUCCAUCGAACACUAUCUUCCCCUGCUAGGAUGAGAUCACUUCCAUUAAUGUGAUGACAAAUUUACUCACUGUUAUAGAAAGAUCUUCAUCAUUUGACCAUAGAUGGCACUGUUGCCUUCCUUCCUCAGUUUCCAGUUUGUACAGUGUCCAUUGGUAUUUUGUAAUUACUUUACAUGUACUCCGGGAAUAUUCAUGCUUUGACUACAUACAAAAAAUUUGUUUCAUGUCCUUUAAAAGUGAAUGAAUGUGAUUUUUUUUGUUUGUUUUUUUUGGAACCAUCACUCUUAAA